AAGGCACGGCGCGGUGCGUUUGCGGCGCUGGAGGAGCUCGAGGCUGAGGGCGCUGGAGUCCAGGAGCGACGGGGUCGCUCGGCUGCGCGCGCCUCAGCGAUGUUUUACUCAGGCCUCCUCACCGAGGGCAGCCGCAAGGAGACCGACAUGAGAGAGGCGGCGUCGCUGCGGCAGCAGCGCCGGAUGAAGCAAGCGGUGCAGUUCAUCCACAAGGACUCCGCCGACCUGCUGCCCCUGGACGGCCUCAAGAAGCUGGGCUCGUCUAAGGACACGCAACCUCAUAACAUUCUGCAGAGGCGCCUCAUGGAAACCAACCUGUCUAAGCUCCGAAGCAGUCGUGUUCCUUGGGCCUCCAAGACCAACAAACUCAACCAGGCUAAGUCUGAAGGACUAAAGAAGUCUGAGGAUGAUGACAUGAUUUUGGUUUCUUGCCAGUGUGCUGGAAAGGAUGUGAAAGCCUUGGUUGACACAGGCUGUCAAUAUAAUCUCAUAUCCUCAGCCUGUGUGGACAGAUUGGGACUCAAGGAGCUUGUUAAAUCUCACAAGUAUGAAGGAGAAAAGUUUUCUCUGCCCCGGCAUCUUAAGGUAGUGGGUCAGAUUGAGCAUCUAGUGAUCACCCUGGGCUCCUUCCGCCUGGACUGUCCAGCAGCUGUGGUUGAGGACAAUGAGAAAAACUUGUCUCUUGGUCUCCAGACUCUCCGAUCCCUGAAGUGUAUCAUAAACUUGGAUAAGCACCGACUGAUCAUGGGGAAGACUGAUAAGGAAGAGAUCCCUUUUGUGGAGACCGUUUCUUUGAAUGAAGACAACACUUCAGAAGCAUAACUGCACCCAGCAGGAUGUCUGCAUGUGUGCACACACCAGGGUGACAGAUUGAGAUGGUUCUGAACCAAAUGCGUAGCAACUUGCUGUGGACCAAGUCCUUCCUUCCAAUAGAUGCUCCAGGGGCUCCUUCUCCCCUAGACCUCUCUAGACUAUAGUUUGUGCUUAGAGAUCUUGUCUGGUUACAGCCAUUGUUUUUUACUCCUUUGAUCACUUAAUUUAAUAGAUCCUUUUUGACACUGCCAGGUCUCACUUGUGGCCUAUUUCUCUGCUUCUUUCAAAAAUUUGCUUUUAUUAGUCAAGUAAACAGGCUGCCAGGUUCUAUUUCUUCAUAGAUACACUGCUUCUUUUCCUAUAGCUAAAUAUAUAAUAAAUAGGAACCUGACUUACCUUCUUUCAGCUGUUUCAAAGAGGUGUAGGAAACCUUUGUCUUGGAAUUAGACUCUCUGCUGAUUAAUUCAUUGAUUUCUCAGGUAUGAACUGAUCUAAAAGAGCCUAGAGUGGUUGCCUACUCCAAACACUUCAUUUAAAGGUCCAGAGAGGCAAGUGAAUUGUUUAAACUCAUAUAUUACAUCAGUGACAAGAGGGACCUAAAACUCAGACCUGAUUUCCAAGCCAGGGCUCUUGUGCUGCCUCAUUUGUUUUCAAGCCUUAACAGGAAGACAAAGGAGUAAGAGUGUGUGAAAAGGGCAGGGUAGGGGAAGAGUGUGUUUCGGAGACAGAUGCCAGGAGGAUCUGAAUAGACUGCCUUCCUGGGUGCCAAGCCCACCAAAAGUACCCUACCCAAACUGUUACAUUUAGGGCCUUCUUUUGGCACUAAAACCUGAGGGUACAGAGAUGAAGUGAGGUAGUCUUUCACUGUGAACUUCUUGGAGAGGAGGAAGGGGAGGAGAUCACAGACAGAUGAAUAUUAAUCCCUGUCUGAGACACAUCACUGAUGCCUUUAGUAAAUAAUCUAGGCAUUACUGUGAGACACUGAUUACCACCAAGAUCCAGUCAGUUUUUCAACCCAGCCUGUUAGGUAUCUGAAAGAGACUCAAGUAUCUGGAAAUAGGGGUAGAGAAAGAAAAUGAAAAAACCCACAGCAGGGUUAGAAUAGAAGGGAGAAGACUGAGUAGAGUAAUUGAUGGUGAGGCCUACCUGGGGAAAGCUUUCUGGAAUGGAGGCACAGAGUGAAGCUUCCAGGCAGGGAACUGAGGAUUGGGAAAUUCCUCAGCUUUGUUCAGAUGCAGGGAAGCUGGUAGUAUUAAGAACAACCUUUUAUAACUGGGCAGUAUUGCCUGACCCUCUCGAAGGGUUGGGGAAAUCCUGGGAGUGUUUUUAAGCUUUUUUGUUGUUGUUGUUGUUUCUUCAGGUGUCAGUUUAGGCACACUAGGACAGUGGACCCUUGACUUACAAACUAUCAGUUCACAUCUGGAUAUUUACCUGGGUACAUACUAUACAUAACGAGGCGGCUGAAUCUUCCAAGUUGUUCAUAUGUCAGGCCAGUCAUAACUUGAGGGUACCUGUAAUAGAAUCUCCCAUUCAGUUCAGUCAUAAAAGUGUUUGGACAAGUCAGAAAAAUACCCAGCUGUAUUCCUUUAAGAUAGUCCCAGGUCUACACUUGGUUCAUAGCUAUAGUUUGCAGGGUGUUUAAUGGAUCCCACUUUGAACCUUGCCAUGUACCACCAACUAUCUUGUCCAUUCAUUGUUCAGUUACUGCCAAACAUUCUUCAGUUACCAAACAUUUCUUUGAACCCUGAAUUUGGCCUCACAGGAGCUCCUAAAAACUGGGAAUUUGGUGACCCCCAUUUGAACAAUCAGGCAGUCAGUUUUCACUGGGUCUUUCCAUAGGCUCCUUUCCUAUCAGCCUCAAUAAAGGUAGCAAAACAAAAACCUAAGCAAGGCUACCCAUAGUAGGGGAGGCAACACCUGAAGCUCGGCAGAAGUGAUCCUAGGAUUGCCAGCUUUCAGCCUGCCUCCAGCUACACCCCAUUUCCUUACCUAGGAGGACUUGUUCCUUUCCACCAAGGCCUCUGUACACUUCUCCCCUACCUAUCAUGUUAGCAUUUUGGCCUGGUUCUUAUCCUAGGAUGGCGCUAGAAUUCUUCACCCCUCUUCCCUCCUUGAAAGCCUUGACUCUUGGCCACAAGUGAGACAUGUUGAAGUUUCCUUCUGGUUUAUCUUUAUUUUAUUCCCUGUGGACUAAGUGAGGCCAGGAACUCUUAGGUUCUGGAAAGAUGCACCUGGGCCUGGGCCUUUGCAUUCAGGAUUAUGUGGCAUCAUAAGGAUGAUCAGAUGGUCCUUAGUGAUCCUUCUGGUCUCAGAAAAUCAGCUAGUGAUUUUCCAGUUUGAGAAUAAAAACAGCUAAGAUGAAGUGGGCUUAGGAUAUCGUAAUUUCAAUAUAUUCAAAUCACUUGGAAUUCUUUAACCAAAUAAUUAUGUUUUAAACCCUAGGCUUGAUAGAGCACUUUAAAAUGUCCAAAGAUAAUUACAAGAGAUUCAUUAACCUUCUUCAGAUGUUGCCAAAUUGACUACUUUGAUAGCCUCCAUUUUCCCAGUGUUCUACUUUUGGGGGCUGGCAAGGCAAAAAGCUGAGGUCACUUCUUCCCAGAGUCUUAGAAAAUUCUUGUGCCUCAGAGUAUGGGAGAAAGAAUGUGUUAUCCAGGUCACUGUUUUCAGGAAUGAUACCACCAAGAAGUACCAGACCUAUCUAAUUCCUUAUUAGAUGCCCACCUCAAGUACAGGAAGUUUGAAAAAUAUUUUUAUUGUUUGGUAUUUCUAUGCCUGACUCAUUUGAGGAAUGAGUAUUUUCUGACUUUUCUAUUUCCUUGCCCUGCACAGACCCCACCUGGUAUGAUUUUCUAUUUCUUAGCUCAGAUUGUCCAUCAUAUAGAUUACCCGGUACAUCAGCUGCCCUCAUAUUUGUGUAAUAGAAAUAUCUUUCUAGGCUGGGGACAUGGAGGAGAUGAACUGGAUUCCUCCUUCCUUCUGUUGCCAGGCCUCUCUGCAAGGGCACGUUAUCUGCUCAAUGUUUAUGGUUGUGUUGGGAUUAUUUGUGAGACUGAUAUAAAAUAAAGUGAAAUCUCCCCUCUG
Molecule: messenger RNA, 3894 nt
Organism: Heterocephalus glaber (naked mole-rat)
Lineage: Eukaryota; Metazoa; Chordata; Mammalia; Rodentia; Bathyergidae
Gene: Nrip3
Product: nuclear receptor interacting protein 3
Biological process (GO): proteolysis
Molecular function (GO): aspartic-type endopeptidase activity
Source: RefSeq, a predicted model, not a curated record